UUGAGAUCCAGGCAGCUCCCCCACCAGUUGGACAAACUUAUUCUGGUUGCAGAUCCUAAUGUUGCUUUUGCUGAUCUUCGUGACUAUCACUAACUUGCCUCCUAUCCAGAUUAUCCCCUCCACUUUUUGAAAGAUGCUCUGUGCCUUUCUUGCAGGGUCCAACGUUGCUGCUGGUGUGCUGGUUACCCUUGUGAUCUUGCUUGGUGCUGGAGCUGCAGUGUGGUAUUACCGUCAGAAAAAGGGGGAAGGAGAAUCCAAGGCUGAAGAGGAUGGCGGCACAGAAAGUUCAAAGAGCUCAGAGAGUUCACAGGACUCAGAGUGGUCAGAAGACACAGACACCCCAAGUACUCCAGCAGGGAAGACUCCAAACCCCACGAAGACUGACAUCCUAUAUGAAAAUAUUCCAAAUAUUCCCCCAUAUGAAAAUAUUCCAAACCCAUCAUAUACUUGGAGCCAACCAUCAAGCCAGGACCCACCACCUAUUCCAAGCCCACCACAUAUCUGGAGCCCACCAAGUUAGAACUCAGCCUUGUGGUUAGAGCUCAAGGCUCCCAGAGCAGAACGAUGCAGGAAAUUAAACUAUUUACUAAAAAUAAUUUUUGUCAGUGACAUCCAUUCUUCUUAGGGCAUCAAGCGAUGGCUCUGUCCUCUGAAGGACAUAUAUUUGUGCCACGACAG
Eublepharis macularius is the source of this 678-nucleotide messenger RNA. RefSeq lists its product as uncharacterized. NCBI's taxonomy places the organism in Eukaryota, Metazoa, Chordata, Lepidosauria, Squamata, Eublepharidae. The record is from RefSeq and is a predicted model, not a curated record. Bases 134 to 520 code for a protein of 128 amino acids. The transcript is spliced from 2 exons.